Alternaria atra is the source of this 915-nucleotide messenger RNA. RefSeq lists its product as uncharacterized. NCBI's taxonomy places the organism in Eukaryota, Fungi, Ascomycota, Dothideomycetes, Pleosporales, Pleosporaceae. The transcript has 3 exons. The record is from RefSeq and is a predicted model, not a curated record. Bases 1 to 915 code for a protein of 304 amino acids.
AUGUCAGACGUUGGAAUAAGUGGGAUAAGAUGGGGGUUCGGCCCGCGUGUUGCGAUUGCGGAUGAGGAAGCAGCCUUGGAUACUACGCCGCUACUCCAGUCGGACACCUCCUUCCCCGAUGACGAGGAUGCAAGUAACCAUCCGCGAGUCACGAUUGUUGGCCACAACGACUUUAUACCACCGCAUCCUGUGUCUUCCGCUAUCGCAGAACCACCAAUUAUUUAUAACCCAUCGCUUCCAGCAGUUAUACCCAGCUCAGGCCCCAUGCACCUCGAUCGGUUCCUGCCUUCUACAGAAAACGACCGCUACAGCGCGCAGAUGGCGUCACAAGCUGGCGAAGGCGCCCACGCAUCACCGGGCCAUAUAUUAGCACCCAUUCUGAGAGAUCUGCAGAAGCUGAAAGCGCUGACGCCCGAGAGUCUGCCGCCAUACAAUCCGAAUUUCAAUGUCAAGUCGCAUGCCCAGGUUCUUAAGGAGAGACUACUGCCAAUAGGCAAAUUCAUCGCAGACUACCUAGACGAGGUUCCAGAGGCCAAGCGAGGUAACUCGGAAUUGCGGAUAUGCCGUUACAUCGCCGACGAGUACUGGCCGUUGCCUGUCGACGAUUUCACCUAUCUGAAGAUCCAGGAGAAAUACCGCAAUACGCUCUUCAAAAUAGCUACAUCUGGCGUACCAGCCGCCGGACCACCGCCUGGAGACUCGUCUUCAAACCGUCCAUUGACAGGCUCCCUGCUCAUGGUUGGAUCAGGACCCGAUCCGCCUCUUCCAGAGCAGCCACAAGCACACGAAGCCGGACAUGAAACAGGCCAUUUGCCAUCGGGUCUGAUAUUCGGAAAAGACACGCUGAGUCCAAACGCUGUCGCCAUAAGUUCAGAAGCCGCUGCAAGCGCAGAGAAGAGGGACUUGAACCAAUAG